This is a messenger RNA of Talaromyces proteolyticus, 747 nucleotides long. RefSeq lists its product as uncharacterized. Bases 1 to 747 code for a protein of 248 amino acids. NCBI's taxonomy places the organism in Eukaryota, Fungi, Ascomycota, Eurotiomycetes, Eurotiales, Trichocomaceae. The record is from RefSeq and is a predicted model, not a curated record. The transcript has 2 exons.
AUGUCUCUAACUGGAACUGCCUCCUCUUCGGGCCACAAUUUCGAAUGGAGAAAAGUUGACCAGUGGGAUGACCAGGACUACCUGUGGGUAGAGGUUGGACUGUGGUCUAAUAGAUUCCCUGUUCGGGUGGAUGGACCAAGGCCACAUAAUUUCAAUGUUACAGUAAUCCGUUAUGGCUACAUCGAAACGAAAGUGUGUGAGUCGACUUUGAUGGAGGGCAGAUUUCCUGUUCCUAUCCCGAAAUACCUAGUCGAGAGACCCGGAGAUUAUCAAAUUUCGAUCAAUCGAUCACUUGAGAACUUGCCCACAUUGGGCACAGGAAUCUAUGAAGAAAGCCGUUCAUGCGAGUUUACCUUUGCCGUUCCCCGCCCAGAUCCAGUGUCCGAUUUCAAAUGGAAAAUCUUGAAAUACUAUGAUGUACGAGUAGAAGGAGAAGCUUAUAAGCUCAUAGAGGUUCAACUGGAAUCCCAUGGGCAACCUUUUCCAAUUCAAGACAGCCAAACAGAAUGGUCUUUUGAACUCGAGGUAUUUUAUGACGUACCUAGUCCCAACGACGAUGUCGACGAUCACAUGUGUACUACCAUUCUUCGAGAUGGCAUAUUUCAUGUGCAUGCUCCCAUUACGCUCUUUGAAAGGCAUGGAACGUAUGGGGUUAGGGUCAAUUGGGAACUCGAUGGCAUUGCCUCUCUAGGCCAGCGGAGGUAUGAAAAUUGCCGUGAGGACAAUAUUAGCUUUACCGUGGACUAG